Molecule: messenger RNA, 1392 nt
Organism: Caenorhabditis sp. 36 PRJEB53466
Lineage: Eukaryota; Metazoa; Nematoda; Chromadorea; Rhabditida; Rhabditidae
Source: the annotation of a GenBank genome assembly
AUGGGAGAAAGUGAAACAGGUGGCAACGUGUUUUUAUCCGAAGCCCGAAUCGAUCAAUUCAGUGUCGAUUUACGACACGUUCACUAGCAAGGAUACGGUCGAGCGCCGGGUCUCGCCACGCUUUGCCGGAGAGAGUGCGUUGUGCGUGGAAGGGCUCGCUUUCGCCUGCUUCCAUGGCAGUUUCUGCUCUGCAAUAUUUUAGAAAUGUUUUGUUUUCGGUAAAGUAUGCUUUUCAUUAAAAGAACUGCAAUUUUUAAUUAUUUGAAACUAUUUUCACCUGAAUAUUUCUGAAGCCAAAUGCGAAAGGUUUAUUGUCGUCCUUGCUGCUGAUAAGAAAUUAUAGGAAAAAUCGAGAAAGCUAGUUCGUUAUCAGUUGUCGCUUUUAAAAGAGACCCAGAGAGAAAAGAUUUCACAAAACAUCAUUCCCAAAAAUCGAUUGCCUUAGCACACGUGGAAUACGUCUCUCCGCCCCUCCCGCAAGCCGACGUCAGCUUUGUUUUGUCCUUGUUUUCUCAUCUCGCAAAUUUCGCAAACUCCAACAAACUGCUCUUGUUUUCAGAUGGAUAUAGAGAGUUUCCUUCUCGGAAUCCCUGUGGUAACACGGUACUGGUUCCUCGCCUCUACAAUCGUCCCUCUUCUCGGCCGAUUCGGUCUCCUAAAUGCGCAAUGGAUGUUCCUUCAGUGGGAUCUUGUCAUCAACAAAUAUCAGGUACCUUUUUCAGUGAGAAAUUUGUAAACGCAUGUAGUUUUCAGUUCUGGAGGCCUCUGACGGCGCUAAUAUACUAUCCGGUGACACCGCAGACAGGAUUCCAUUGGUUGAUGAUGCUGUACUUCCUGUACAACUACUCAAAGGCUUUGGAGAAAGAGACAUAUCGAGGAAGGUCGGCUGAUUAUCUCUUCAUGCUCAUCUUCAACUGGUUCUUCUGUGCGGUCAGUUUUUCUUUCGUCUUUGAUCUCAAUUAGAAUUCAUAAUUUCAGGGUCUGUGCAUGGCUCUCGACAUUUACUUCCUACUCGAGCCAAUGGUGAUUUCCGUGCUUUAUGUCUGGUGCCAAGUGAACAAGGACACGAUCGUUUCAUUCUGGUUCGGAAUGCGCUUCCCAGCCCGCUACCUGCCAUGGGUUCUCUGGGGCUUCAACGCAGUGCUCCGUGGCGGUGGCACCAACGAACUCAUCGGAAUCCUCGUUGGUCACGCCUACUUCUUCGUUGCCCUCAAGUAUCCAGAUGAGUACGGAGUCGAUCUGAUCUCUACUCCUGAAUUCUUACACCGUCUGAUUCCGGACGAGGACGGUGGCAUCCACGGACAAGACGGCGACAUCCGAGGACCCCGACAGCAGCCACGUGGAGGACACCACUGGCCAGGAGGUGCCGGAGCACGACUUGGAGGAAACUAA